AUGCACGGUCAGGACGACAGCUACGGGCACGACGGUGGUGAAGGCGACGAGGGCUAUGACUACGAAGAUCAGCAUGGCGGCGACGGCCAAGGCAUGGGUGGGGACAUGAGCGGGAUGGAGGGGGGGCAGGAUGGCGACAUGGCAUCCUUGGUGCAGCUCGUGGUCAAACUGGUCAUGGACCCGCAGCCGGGGCCUUCGCACGUCCCCAAACCGCAGCACGCGCAUUCCAGAUUCGCUCAGGAUCCUCACCACGCCGAGUCGAUGCAGCUCCUGGACAAGAUUGCUUGUGGGUUCAAGCCACUGACAGGAGGGAAUAUCAUAGCGGAACCUAUUCACGAAGCACACCUGGAGAGCAUGGUCCACGUCGGGCUUUUGCUGCUCGCUCGCCUGGCAAAGAAAGUCGGCAUGACUGCCGGCCACGAAGCUCAAGACAUGGGCGGUGUCCCGGGCCAAGGUCAGGGCUUGAACGGAGGAGGGCAGGGUGGUCACGACGGUCACGAUGGUCACGAUGGUCUUGGUGGUCAUGGCGGCCAUGAGGACGAGGACGGCGGCCACGAUGAGGACGAGGAUUGCUAG
Fonsecaea nubica is the source of this 576-nucleotide messenger RNA. RefSeq lists its product as hypothetical. The record is from RefSeq and is a predicted model, not a curated record. NCBI's taxonomy places the organism in Eukaryota, Fungi, Ascomycota, Eurotiomycetes, Chaetothyriales, Herpotrichiellaceae. The transcript is spliced from 2 exons. Bases 1 to 576 code for a protein of 191 amino acids.